AUGACAUAUGCUGUUGCAGAAGUUGAAAUAGAGGAAGUUACUAAUCCUUAUAUCAAAGAGAUUCUUGAUGAGAUGACAAGACAAAAUGUUAGAUGGAUGUAUGGUCGUUGGUUGAUCGAAGGUUCUCCUCGUGUGCUGCUACUUGAUACAGGUUCAGUUGCUGAUAGACUUGAUUCAUGGAAGAGUGAUUUAUGGAAUGUUACUGGAAUUCCUUCUCCACCUAACGAUCAAGAAACUAAUAAUGCUAUACUGUUUGGGUAUCUUGUUGCAUGGUUUUUGGGUGAUUUAGCAGGAAGAGAGGAAAAUUAA
This is a messenger RNA of Entrophospora sp. SA101, 309 nucleotides long. Lineage: Eukaryota; Fungi; Glomeromycota; Glomeromycetes; Entrophosporales; Entrophosporaceae. The record is from the annotation of a GenBank genome assembly.